Messenger RNA from Pipra filicauda (Wire-tailed manakin), 1186 nucleotides. Its product is annotated as aldehyde oxidase 3-like. The record is from RefSeq and is a predicted model, not a curated record. NCBI's taxonomy places the organism in Eukaryota, Metazoa, Chordata, Aves, Passeriformes, Pipridae. The coding region runs from base 449 to 1156 and encodes 235 amino acids. Gene Ontology annotation, molecular function: flavin adenine dinucleotide binding; oxidoreductase activity; iron ion binding. The transcript has 9 exons.
GGGAUUUCUGAUUCAUGCUGUUAGGAAUCAACAAAGGAUCUAGGCCAAAGGCACUUUUCCUUCUAGUCUUGUCUCUCCAAGUGCUUACUUAACCUCUCUUCCCUUUCAGUUCUCUGAGCAAGCAAUUAUUUCACAUAUUGGACCAACAUUGCCUGACCCACUCAUUUAUUCUGCAGAUUAUGAUCAAGUGACAGCAUCCUGUUGCUAAACAAAUGCUCCACACUAAUCCACAAUCACUACAUUUAAACAUCAUAAUUAAUCCUUGUGAGAUGGUUAUAUUAGAUUUCUCUCUGACCUAUAAUCUCUUUUUUUCUUUUAUUUCAUAACAUAGGUAAUAGAGAGGCAGGCAGAUCCUGAAGAAUUGCUGCUGUAUUAUCUAAGAAAGCAGCUCCGUCUUUCAGGUACAAAAUAUGGCUGUGGAGUAGGAGGCUGUGGUGCCUGCACUGUGAUGAUAUCCACAUAUGAUCCUGUUGCCAAACUGAUACAUCAUCGUCCUGCCAACUCUUGCCUUCUCCCGUUAUGUUCACUGCAUGGUGCUGCUGUCAUUACUGUGGAAGGGGUUGGAAGCAUAAAAACCCGGAUUCAUCCAAUUCAGGAAAGGCUGGCCAAAUGCAAUGGCUCCCAGUGUGGCUUCUGCACCCCUGGAAUGGUGAUGUCCAUGUAUGCCUUACUGAGAAACCAUGCAAAACCUUCCAUGGAGCAGAUUAUUUCUGCUCUGGAUGGUAAUUUGUGCCGUUGCACAGGAUACAGGCCAAUUAUAGACAGCUACACAUCUUUUGCUAGGGAGCCAACAUGUUGCCAACUCAGAGGAACUGGACAAUGUUGCUUGGAUCAGGAGGAAUGUGUCUGUUCAUCUUCUACAGGGGGUCAGAUCCUUUCAGGUCUUUGCAAUCCAGAACAAUUCCUGCCCAUGGAUCCAACACAGGAAUUUAUAUUUCCUCCUGAACUAAUGAGAAUGGCUCAAGAGCAGCAAAGAACAACUCUGAUUUUUCAUGGCAAAAGAACAACAUGGAUUUCUCCUCCUAGCCUGAAGAAGCUUCUGAAGCUGAAAGCCAAGUAUCCAAAGGCACCUUUGGUUGUGGGGAACACUAGCGUGGGGAUCCUAAAUGCAUUUUGUCACCACAAGGAUUGUGCUUCAAUAUUUAGGCCAAUGUAAUUUCCCAUGACUUUUUUGCAGCAAGUCAAU